Aureobasidium subglaciale EXF-2481 is the source of this 1506-nucleotide messenger RNA. RefSeq lists its product as uncharacterized. Bases 312 to 1427 code for a protein of 371 amino acids. The transcript has 4 exons. Gene Ontology annotation, cellular component: cytoplasm. Gene Ontology annotation, molecular function: nucleotide binding; oxidoreductase activity. Gene Ontology annotation, biological process: NADPH regeneration. NCBI's taxonomy places the organism in Eukaryota, Fungi, Ascomycota, Dothideomycetes, Dothideales, Saccotheciaceae. The record is from RefSeq and is a predicted model, not a curated record.
GCUCGACCCAGGAUUCAUCUGGCAGCUGCGUCGAGACAGAGAUCGAAUUGGCCAUAGAGCAGUCCUCGUACGUCAUGGAAUGCGGUGGCCUGAAGAAUGGCAGUCGCAUUUGUGUUCAUGCUCAUUCGGAGGAGCCGCAUAACAUGACUCGUAAUGAAGAAGCAGUACAGUACUACGUCAGUGACCCGCAGCUCCUUGCUAGGGCCGAGCCUCAACAUAGAUAAUCGACGUCUUCUCCAAAACCUCCUCAAAAAUCAUCUUGCUGGCAAGACACGGAGCUCAAAAUACGAACGACAAGACGCAUAUUAGAUAUGACUGACUCAAUGACUCGCCUGCGAAUUGGCAUAAUCGGUGCUGGAGAAGUAACUCAAAUCAUCCAUCUACCUACCUUGUGCCAACUCUCGCACCUUUACAAGUUCACAGCGAUCUGUGAUUUAUCCAGAAAGAAUGCAGAACAUUGCGCAGCAAAGUAUCACAUCCCGAAGGUCACCACAGAUCCUCAGGAGAUCAUCAACAGCCCGGAUGUGGAUAUUGUCUUCAUCUCAGUCUCGGACGAGUUCCACGAGCCAUACGCUAUUGCAGCACUCGAAGCACAGAAGAAUGUGUUCAUUGAGAAGCCAAUCACCCUUUCGAUGCAAUCUGCUCAGCGCAUCAUUGAUGCUGAGAAGAAGUCGAAGGGUCGCGUAUGGGUAGGAUAUAUGAGACGCCACAGUCGCACCUUCACAGACGCUUUCAAGCGUGAGCUCGAAUCCAUCCCGAAGAUCCUUUAUGCUAGAUCUCGCGACUUCUCAGGACCAAAUGGCAAAUUUACCUCGCAAUCAGGCACUUUCCCUGUUAAGAACACAGAUUUCCCACGCUCAGCAGGGGCUGAGCGAAACAAGAGAGUGGAUGCCCUUCUCAAAGAAGCGUUUGGCGGCGAGCCGACUCCCGAACAGGUCAAAUAUGCCCGCUUCUUGGGUAGUCUAGGAAGCCACGACCUAUCUCUCAUGAGAGAAGCUCUUGGCUUCCCCGAAGACGUCACUGCCGUCACCGUCAACGAGCCUUUCUACACCGCAACAUUCAAGUGCCGUAACAAGUCAGGCGACCCCUUCUUCGUAACCUAUGAAUCAGGCAUCGACGGUGUGCCGGAGUUUGAUGCUCAUCUCGCUGUAUAUGGCGAAAACAAGCGUGUUACGAUCUUCUACGAUUCUCCAUACAUCAAGACACAAAAGCCCGUCAUGGUUAGAGUGCAAGAAGUCAAUGAUGCUGGUGAGGUACAGACUAGAGAGAUCAUCAGCUCUUUUGAAGAUGCGUUUGCUACCGAGUUUCAGGAUAUGCAUGAUUGCUUGGUCAAUGGCAAGGAGAUCAAGACGAGUGCGGAGGAUGCCAUCAAUGAGCUCAAGUUGUAUGAUCUGAUGUAUGCCAAGUAUGCUGAGACCAGCAAAUAAGGAUAGCAUAAUGUUCACUCUUCAUUGUCCUUUUCCUUGACCUUCUCCUCGAUCUUCUCCUUUCCCUUGCCCUUUGCAG